Molecule: messenger RNA, 8160 nt
Organism: Acipenser ruthenus (sterlet)
Lineage: Eukaryota; Metazoa; Chordata; Actinopteri; Acipenseriformes; Acipenseridae
Product: serine/threonine-protein kinase MRCK beta-like
Exons: 40
Coding region: 523-5964 (1813 amino acids)
Biological process (GO): peptidyl-threonine phosphorylation; actomyosin structure organization
Cellular component (GO): cytoplasm; cytoskeleton
Molecular function (GO): ATP binding; protein serine/threonine kinase activity
Source: RefSeq, a predicted model, not a curated record
ACUCGCUGAUGACGCUGAGAGAGGCACAGGGGUUGGACGGACGAGCCGUCAGCCAUAUUACAUACACUUGCACAGUUGGGAGCUGCUUAGAAAAAAAGGGAUUGGAUUCCCAGCCCCCUCCCCAAAAAAAUAAAAAAUAUGUCAUAGCAAAAAUAUAAAUAUUUACAGCAUAUUCUUGUGAGCAAGCCGCUGCAGAUGCAAGACUUUGCGACAGAGCCGUGGACGAUACUGAAUAACAAGCCGCUGCCAAACCCAAGUGGAAAGUACAGAUUUGUUUCGGAUUAAAAUAAAUGGGACCGGCUGGGCCUCGAUUCUGAAAGCAAGGAACCCUGCGUUGCCUCCAGUCAUCACUACAGCAUAUCUAGAACAAUGCCGGAUUGAUUUGGAUUGUGCAAGUCUGAGCUGUUCCUUUCUCGCCACGUCUAGAUCCAUCUUUUUUUCCCAGUUUCACGUAAGGCUUUGCACUCAUCUGUUUUGGUCUUUUCUUCCGAGUGAAAUUGUCGCGAUUCUUGUUGCUGAAACAUGUCAGCGAAGGUGAGGCUGAAGAAGUUGGAGCAGCUUCUCCUUGAUGGUCAUUUGAAGAAUGAAAGUUCUCUCAGCGUCGAGACGCUCUUGGAUAUUCUGAUCUGUUUAUAUAACGAAUGCAGCAAUUCGCCCCUCAGAAGAGAAAAGAAUGUGUCUGAGUUUCUGGAAUGGGUGAAACCUUUCACAACCGCAGUGAAGGAAAUGAGGCUCCACAGAGAUGACUUUGAAAUGCUGAAGGUUAUUGGCAGAGGAGCAUUCGGUGAGGUUGCUGUUGUGAAAAUGAAGAACACAGAGCGGGUCUAUGCAAUGAAGAUCCUGAACAAAUGGGAAAUGCUGAAACGAGCUGAAACUGCCUGUUUUCGAGAGGAGCGCAAUGUUUUAGUGAAUGGAGAUUGCCAGUGGAUCACCACGUUGCACUAUGCCUUCCAGGAUGAUAACUAUUUGUAUUUAGUGAUGGACUACUACGUCGGAGGGGACCUGCUGACAUUACUCAGCAAGUUUGAAGAUCGCCUGCCUGAAGACAUGGCCAAGUUUUACCUGGCAGAAAUGGUUCUGGCCAUUCAUUCCAUUCACCAGCAUCAUUAUGUGCACAGAGAUAUAAAGCCAGACAACGUUCUUCUUGAUAUGAAUGGGCAUAUCCGCCUGGCUGACUUUGGCUCCUGCUUGAAGAUGAUGGACGAUGGGACAGUGAAGUCCUCGGUGGCGGUGGGCACUCCCGACUACAUCUCCCCAGAGAUCCUGCAGGCUAUGGAGGACGGGAUGGGGAAGUACGGGCCCGAGUGUGACUGGUGGUCUCUGGGCGUGUGCAUGUAUGAAAUGCUUUAUGGAGAGACGCCGUUCUACGCAGAGUCGCUGGUAGAAACAUACGGGAAGAUUAUGAAUCAUGAAGAGCGCUUCCAGUUCCCAUCUCACAUCCCCGACGUCUCCGAGGAGGCCAAGGACCUGAUCCAGCGGCUCAUCUGCAGCAGGGAGAGGCGGCUGGGCCAGAGUGGGAUGGAGGACUUCAAGCAGCACCCCUUCUUCAGUGGGAUUGACUGGGGCAACAUUCGAAACACAGAGGCCCCCUACAUCCCAGACGUCAGCAGCCCCUCGGACACGUCCAACUUCGACGUGGACGACGACGUUCUGAAGAACCCGGAUGUCGUGCCACCAGGGUCUCAUACUGGCUUUACUGGACUACACUUACCCUUUGUAGGUUUUACGUACACCACUGAAAGCUGCUUCUCUGACAGAGGCUGUUUAAGGAGACUCCUGCACUGGGACGGUGCUCCCUCGGAGGGAGGCCUGGAGAACAGCGUGCAGGUGGAGGGGUACGAGAGGAGGAUCAAGAGGCUGGAGCAGGAGAAGCUGGAGCUCAGCCGCAAACUGCAAGAAUCUACACAAGCUGUACAAUCGCUGCACGGCUCAGGCCGAGGAUUAGGAGCUGCAAAUAGAGAUAAAGAAAUGAAGAAACUCAAUGAAGAAAUAGAGAGACUGAAGAAGAAAUUAGCAGAUUCCGACCGGCUGGAACAUCGGCUGGAGGAAGCUGUAACUCUUCGGCAGGAAUUCGAAAGCUCUUCAGGGAAGAUGAAAGCACUUGACAAGCAGGUCAAAGCACUGAAACAGGAGAAAGAAGAGAUUCACAAGCAACUUGUGGAAUCUUUAGAGAGGCUGAAGUCUCAGACCAAGGAGCUGAAGGACGCCCACCAGCAGAGGAAGCUGGCCAUGCAGGAGUUCUCGGAGCUGAACGAGCGGAUGGCUGAGCUGCGCUCUCACAAGCAGAAGCUCUCACGCCAGCUCCGUGACAAGGAGGAGGAGAUGGAGGUGGUCACGCAGAAAACCGACUCCAUGCGGCAGGAGAUCCGCAGGACAGAGAAGGCCCGAAAGGAGCUGGAAGCUCAGCUUGAAGACGCCUCAGCCGAGGCAUCAAAGGAGCGCAAGCUGCGAGAGCACAGUGACAGCUACGCUAAACAGCUGGAGAGCGAGCUGGAGGCACUCAAGGUGAAGCAGGGGGGUCGGCUGGCUGGAGUGAAUCUGCACACAGAGCAGGAGCUGUGCAAGCUGCGCUCAGAGCUGGAUAAGAAGAUCCUGUUCUAUGAGGAGGAGCUGGUGAGACGGGAGACCUCCCACAGCAUAGAGCUGAAGAACCUGAGGAAGGAGCUGCAGGACUCGGAGGGGCAUCAGCUCACCCUGAACAAAGACCUCCUGAUGCUGAAGGACAAGUUGGAGAAGGCAAGAAGGGACAGGCAAAGCGAGAUGGAGGAGGCUGUUGUGACAUUAAAAGACAAGUAUGAGAGGGAGAGGACCAUGCUGACUGACGAUAACAAGAAACUAACAAGCGAGACGGACAGGCUCUGCUCAUUUGUGGAUAAGCUGACUGCCCAGAACAGGCAGCUGGAAGACGAGCUUCAGGACCUGGCUGCGAAGAAGGAGUCAGUCGCCCAUUGGGAAGCUCAGAUUGCAGAGAUCAUACAGUGGGUGAGCGAUGAGAAGGAUGCCAGGGGAUACCUGCAAGCUUUAACCUCUAAGAUGACAGAGGAGCUGGAAUCACUGCGCAACUCUAAUCUGGGAUCCAGGACUCUGCAGAGUACAAACAGCCCAUUUCAGAGGUCUUUGAUCCCAAAUGUUGGAGAUAAGUUGGACCCCCUUUGGAAGGUCCGGCGCAGCCAGAAGCUCGACAUGUCCGCCCGGCUGGAGCUGCAGUCGGCUCUGGAUGCAGAGAUUCGUGCCAAACAGCUGGUACAGGAAGAGUUAAGAAAUGUCAAAGCUGCCAACAUCUCCUUCGAGAGCAAACUGAAGGAAUCCGAGGCAAGGAGUCGGGAGAUGCAGGAGAAGCUGGAGAUUAUGAAGAAGGAUCUGGAGGAGAGCAGAUUCCGAACAGACAAAGGGUUGAAGCUCCCGGACUUUCAGGACUCAAUCUUUGAGUACUUCAACACUUCUCCUCUCGCUCAUGACUUAACAUUCAGAGAUUCUGUCUCUUCUUCAUCUGCGUCCUCUCUGCUAGCGUUUUGGGAUGAAACCAGCUCUAUUAGUGAGCUCGACACAUCGCUGCUAAAGCCUGAAGUCUCCCCCACCCUUUGUGUGGCGACAGCACCAGAUGAGCCAGUUAAGCCACUGCAAGCGGCUCCUGCUGCUGCUUCCCCUGUCUUCCAGGCGACGUCGUUGAGUUUACCAAAGCCUAAAGCCCAUGAGCUCAGUAUCAAGACAUUCUCCAGUCCCACCCAGUGCACCCAUUGCACUUCCCUGAUGGUGGGGUUAAUGCGCCAGGGCUACGCCUGCGAUGUGUGUUCCUUCAUCUGCCACGUGUCCUGUAGGGACAAUGCCCCCCUGGUCUGCCCAAUCCCUCCAGAGCAAGCCAAGAGACCCCUGGGGAUCGAUGUGCAGAGAGGCAUAGGCACAGCUUACAAGGGCUACGUCAGGAUCCCAAAGCCCACAGGAGUGAAGAGAGGCUGGCAGCGUGCUUAUGCUGUGGUGUGUGACUGUAAACUCUUUCUGUAUGAUGUUCCUGAAGGGAAGUCCACUCAGCCUGGAGUUGUAGCCAGCCAAGUCCUGGAUCUCAGAGAUGAAGAGUUUUCUGUGAGCUCUGUGCUGGCGUCGGAUGUGAUCCAUGCAACCCGAAAGGAUGUGCCGUGUAUAUUCAGGGUGACGUCGUCUCUCCUGAGCUCCCCUCCCAAGACCUGCUCCCUCCUGGUUCUGGCUGAGAGCGAGGCAGAGAAGAGGAAAUGGGUUGGAAUCCUUGAAGGGCUGCAGAACAUCCUGAAGAAGAACCAGCUGAGGAACAGGGUGGUGCAUAUUCCACAAGAAGCCUACGAUAGCACCCUGCCUGCUAUUAAAGUGACCUUGUCUGCUGCUGUUGUAGACCGCGAGCGAAUCGUGCUUGGCACGGAGGACGGUCUGUAUGUUGUGGAAGUCACAAGAGAUGUGAUCGUGCGAGCUGCUGACUGCAAGAAGGUGUACCAGAUCGAGCUGAUUCCCAAAGAGAAGAUCAUUGUCCUGGUGUGUGGCCGGAGCCACCAUGUCCACCUGCUCCCCUGGGCCGCCCUGGACGGGGGCGACACGAACUUCGACAUCAAGCUCCCGGACACCAAGGGCUGCCAGGCUCUGAUCACGGGCGCCCUGCGGCCCGGCGGGCCCACCUGUCUGCUGGUGGCGGUGAAGAGGCAGGUGCAGUGCUACGAGAUCAGCAGAACCAAACCCCAUCACAGGAAGCUGUGUGAGGUGCAGGCCCCGGGCAGCGUGCAGUGCAUGGCCCUGCUGAGAGGGCGGCUGUGUGUGGGCUACCCCUCGGGAUUCUGCCUGCUCAGUGUCCAGGGGGAGGGGCCCACCACCAGCCUGGUGAACCCCAGCGACGGCUCGCUGGCCUUCCUGGGACAGCAGCCCCUGGACGCUCUGCUCAUUGUGGAGGUCGGGCCGGAGGAGAAUCUGCUCUGCUUCAGCCAGCUGGGCGUCUACGUGGACCUGCAGGGAAGGAGGUCACGCACACAGGAGCUCAUGUGGCCAGCCACGCCUCUGGCUUGCAGCUCCUCCUCCUCCUACCUGACAGUGUACAGUGAGUACGGGCUGGAUGUCUUCGAUGUGAACAGCAUGGAGUGGAUCCAGACCAUUGCUCUGACCAAGAUCCGCCCGCUGAACGUGCCGGGGACUCUCAACCUGCUCAGCUCCGAGCAGCCCAGGCUCAUAUACUUCAGCAGCAGCUAUUCAGAAGCUGCUGACCUUGCCGUGCCGGAGACCUCUGAUAACAGCAAGAAGCAAAUGGUGCGAACCCGGAGCAAGAGGAGGUUUGUGUUCAAGGUGCCGGAGGAGGAGAGGCUGCAGCAGCGCCGGGAGAUGCUCAGAGACCCGGGACUGAGGUCCAAGAUGAUCUCCAACCCAAUAAACUUCAAUCACGUGGCUCACAUGGGGCCAGGCGAUGGGAUGCAAGUGCUCAUGGAUCUCCCAUUGCAGAAUGAAUUUCCUUCCCCCUCAUCCUCUCGACACCAUGCUUUGAUCUCUCCUCCAAUCAGCUUUGAGCACGUCUAUCACAUGAGCCCUAUUUGUGCUGAAAUCUAUCUUCAGAAAGACCAUUCCUCACUGCAAGGCCUCCCACUGCUCUCCUCCUCUUCCUCUCCCUCCACCUCUUCCUUAGCAAGGAGCGUGUUGCCACCAUCGCAGGAGGAACCGUGCAGAGAGAGACCUCGGCCCGUCUCAUCCAGCAUGUCCCGCCAGCAUCAACACAGCAGGAGCAAAACCUACAUCACCCAGACCGCUUCAGGAGGGGGGGAAUUCGGUGGUGCCGUGUCAUCCUCAUCCCGAAGCAUCUCCGACCCUGACCAGGAUUUCGAGAAGGAGCCGGACUCGGAUUCAACGAAGCACUCGACCCCUUCCAACAGCUCCAAUCCCAGCAGCCCCCCAAGCCCCAACUCCCCCCACAGGAGCCAGCUGACUCUGGACGGCCUGGAUCACUCCACCUUCGACGUGUGAGGCAGGAGGGGCCGUCUCUCAGACGCAUCCCACUGCCAGAGCUCUGCAGAAACACACGAUGCAUACGAGACAGCAAGCAUCCACACUGCUCCACUUGAACUUGUAUUGCUGCAAGAAAGUGCCAAGAAUACUAACAUUUUUAGUUUUUGUCUUUUGUUUAGUUUUCUCCUCUCUCUCUGCCCGUUGAUUUUGAUCAGCAUCCUGUAGUCCAUGUUGUUAGUCCCUGCUUGUAUUAGCUUUCUGUCAGCCUUGGUGCUGCGUGUCUGUGGAGCAAACUAAUCCAUGCUGGGAGAUUCUUGUUGUGUCGUGUUAGCCUUGGUGCUGCGUGUCUGUGGAGCAAACGAAUCAAUGCUGCGAGAUUCUUGUAGUGUCGUUAGCCUUGGUGCUGCGUGUCUGUGGAGAAAACGAAUCCAUGCUGGGAGAUUCUUGUAGUGUUGUGGAGCUCCUGACAGCAGAAUCCUAAACGUUGUAUUAAUCAUGGAGUGAGUGAGAGGUUAGGCAUUGCAAUAUUUUUUUUUCUUGCUGUGAAGAAAAGAACCUGCCAAACUACUGUAUCCAGUGUUGUGAGCAUUACAGGAGGGAGAAGCAAAUGUCUUCUGCUGCUUCUCUCAUCUUCACACUUGAAACAGACAGUGAUGAGCCAAGCUGUUUACUGGAGUCACCCACACCGCUUGAGCCGCAGUGUAAUUACAGGCUAAAGAAAGACCCAUCCAUUGGGCUGGUUAACAACAUUACAGGCUAAAGAAAGACCCAUCCAUUGGGCUGCUUGGUCUGGUUAAUAACAGGACGUCUUUCCAUUGCCUGUAAAUGCUAACUUUAUACUUUUCAUACGAAGGAUGUUUUGACUUGCAGAUUUCAGUUUGUCUAUUGGUUGAUUUCAAGCGUAAUAUAAAUUUCAUUCCCUGAUUUAACUUUAUAAAUAAGUUAAUAAACGAACGUCAUUUCAUUCCGAUUUCACUUUAUAAAUAAGUUAAUAAACGAACGUCAUUUCAUUCUGAUUUCACUUUAUAAAUAAGUUAAUAAACGAACAUCAUUUCAUUCUGAUUUCACUUUAUAAAUAAGUUAAUAAACGAACGUCAUUUCAUUCUGAUUUCACUUUAUAAAUAAGUUAAUAAACGAACGUCAUUUCAUUCUGAUUUCACUUUAUAAAUAAGUUAAUAAACGAACGUCAUUUCAUUCCGAUUUCACUUUAUAAAUAAGUUAAUAAACGAACAUCAUUUCAUUCUGAUUUCACUUUAUAAAUAAGUUAAUAAACGAACGUCAUUUCAUUCUGAUUUCACUUUAUAAAUAAGUUAAUAAACGAACAUCAUUUCAUUCUGAUUUCACUUUAUAAAUAAGUUAAUAAACGAACAUCAUUUCAUUCUGAUUUCACUUUAUAAAUAAGUUAAUAAACGAACGUCAUUUCAUUCUGAUUUCACUUUAUAAAUAAGUUAAUAAACGAACGUCAUUUCAUUCUGAUUUCACUUUAUAAAUAAGUUAAUAAACGAACAUCAUUUCAUUCUGAUUUCACUUUAUAAAUAAGUUAAUAAACGAACGUCAUUUCAUUCUGAUUUCACUUUAUAAAUAAGUUAAUAAACGAACAUCAUUUCAUUCUGAUUUCACUUUAUAAAUAAGUUAAUAAACGAACAUCAUUUCAUUCUGAUUUCACUUUAUAAAUAAGUUAAUAAACGAACGUCAUUUCAUUCUGAUUUCACUUUAUAAAUGGCGAUGGCGGUGUUGUUUAGCAGCGGUUUCAUUUGUGAAUAAAGAACACAGCAGUAUAUCACUCACUGGAUCUCCUUAAAGCAGAUCAUUCAUGAAGUUUCUUACUUCUCUUAACAGAAUAAGUGUGUUACUUUACAGGAAGUGACCUUCUCCCUAGACCAGUGCUAAUUUCAGAUCCCUCUCUGUAUUCCUAGUCGUACAGCUCUUCUUCUCCGCUUUUACAAUGAAAACAAUUAAAUAACCCUUUUAUGGCAUAUUCUGGAGUAUUCAGGGUUUAUGCAACACCAGUAGACACUACUGUGAAUUUUCAGUAACGUUUUUGUUAACAUGGUAAUCUUUUUAAAUGUUUUUUUUUUUUGUUGGUAUAAUCUACAGUGUAUAGACAAACCACUGCUUCUGACAAGAGAUGUAAAAAUGCUUUAAAAAGUGAUGAUUUCACAAGACGAUCACAGCACCAUUUUCAUAGGAUUUAUUAAAAGUGAACAGACGCUG